Molecule: messenger RNA, 1744 nt
Organism: Schistocerca nitens (vagrant locust)
Lineage: Eukaryota; Metazoa; Arthropoda; Insecta; Orthoptera; Acrididae
Gene: l(3)mbn
Product: protein lethal(3)malignant blood neoplasm 1
Exons: 6
Coding region: 117-1694 (525 amino acids)
Source: RefSeq, a predicted model, not a curated record
GUCACAGCGCAGCGCACCGCGCUACGUCACAUCGCCUCACCACUCGCGGACCGUUUCUCCCGUCCGCCGACAGCCCGUAGCCACUGCGCUCGGGGACUCCACAAGCGACGGCAGCAAUGGCUCUCACGCAGGCGGUGUCAGCGAGGAGGCUGGCCGUAGUGUGGGCGGUGGCGGCGGCGCUUCUGUGCGGCCUGGUGGUGGGAGCGCCCGCUGCCUCAGACGACGACUACACGGACGAGAACAGGCCCUACGAGUUCGGAUUCGUCAUCGAGGGGCAGCAGCACCGCCACGAGAAGAAAGAUGAGAGAGGCAUCAUCAUGGGGGAGUUCGGCUUCAUCACGGCGGACGGAGUCUACCACGUGACUGUGUACGCCACGGACGAGAACGGGGACUUCAAGAUCAUCAGCAUGAAGAACAUACGCCUCGGACCGCCUCUGGACCAGAUGCGGACGGCGCCGCGCACCAGCACGACAACGCGCCCUGUGACGCAGCCGCCGGCGCCGGCUGCAGCGGCGCGCACCUCGACGGCCCCCGCAGCCCCCGGCUCCACCAGGACGGCCGUCAGACUCGACGGCGUCAACGGUUGCAGCGGCUGCCUCAUCCCCACCACCACGGCUGCCACCCCUCCGGCCAUCGGCUCUGAGCUGCAGCCUCCGUUCGUUGGAGGUCCCCCAUCCGCUGGAGCACCUGGAAGGCCUAGUCCCGCAUCCGUUGGAACAGUUGGACAACCUGGAGGCGUCGGCGGUGGUUUCAGCACUGGAGAUAGAACUGCCGGCGGCUUCGGUGGUGGCCAAGGCGGAGGAGCCGGAGGCGGCGUCCGAGAUCGCAUUGGGGGUGGAAUCGCAGAUCGUACUGGUGGGAGCUUCGGAGGUGGGGCUCCAGGAAGUGCUGUAGGCGGUGUCGUCGGCAUCACUAGGGCUCCGGUGGCAGGUGGCAGUGCCGGUAGCCUUGGGGGCGGUGCUGGAGGUGUUGGGAGUGUCGACAGAGGAGGCGGUGGGAGCGGCUUCGGAGGGCAGCGCCCUGGCCUGCCAGGGCAGCCAACUGUCGGCACAGCAGCUCAGCCCGGCAGACCUUCGCAACCAGUGGGGCAGCAGCCGGCGUUCGGAGCGCGACCCUUCACCGUCCCAGCACAGACGCCCUCGGGAGUUGGCGGCGCUCCUGGCCAGCAGGCGACAGGCCCAGCUUCCGCUCGGCCAGGGCAGCAGACCGCUGGUGCCCCAUUUGGAACCGCCGGUGCCCCAUUUGGAGGUGAGGCGUCGCCUCCGGGCACUCGGCAGCAAGGCAGCGAGCGCCCGACCGCGUUCGGUGGGCGGCCAUCCUCCGGCCCUGGAGCUGCCGGUGGUGGCGUCCCAGCCUCGAGUGGCGGACUGGGUGUUCCGCCUGGAGAGCCCGUCAGGGACGGACUCCCGCCGGGAGUCUCCAUGCAGGACGUUAUGGAUGCCCUGCUCUACAGGUUCAACUACACGCUGCCGUACCACGGCCACAACGAGGAGGGCUACCGCAGCGGCAACAAGGUUGGCGGCUACUUCGCGGACGGCCGCGACGGCGUCGGCCGCAACGUCAAGUACCUGGCCAACGAGUUCGGCUACCAGCCCAACAUCACACUGGUCGACCUGCGGCCCGACCAGGCCCACACCGAGGAGGACGAGCGCAACGCGCCGCUGCUCGGAUACAAGUUCGAGUGGCUCUACUGAACACCCCCUCCAAUCAGCCGUUCUCACUGCAAGACACUCUGCCUCAGACA